Molecule: messenger RNA, 429 nt
Organism: Penicillium olsonii
Lineage: Eukaryota; Fungi; Ascomycota; Eurotiomycetes; Eurotiales; Aspergillaceae
Source: the annotation of a GenBank genome assembly
AUGAGCUGGCAAGGUAUGUCAUGGACUCACUGUCAUGAUUACUGGCUAAGUCAACCAGGGUGGGUCGAUCAGACCCUGGUCGGGUCCAACAAAAUCGACAAGGCCGCCAUAUUCUCAGCAGCAGGCGAUGCCGAAUUCGCAUCAACUCCUGGGUUUGAUGUUCAGCUAGAAGAAAUCGAAUACAUCCUGAGGGGCUUUGAUGAUUCCAUCCCUCUAUACUCCGGAGGACUAUACAUUGCAGGGGAAAAGCUUCAGGUCACCAGAGCGGAUGAUCAAAGUAUCUAUGCUCAAAAGGAUGGGGAGGGUGUCUGUGUGAUGAAAUCAUCGGAAUCGAUCAUUGUCGCACAUUAUCCUGAAACAGUGCCACCCGGAGACGCCGCAAGCAUUAUCAGGCAGUUCGCAGCUUACUUGACUAGUAUAGGUUACUAG